AUGAUACUGCAAAGCACCUCAUUCUGGAUUGCUACAGACUUGGGGACAGGAGAAGAGCCCUGUUUGGUUAAAAGCAGUCAGAUGAUGAACCAGGCGCUAACAUUGUGCAAAAAUCCUGGACCUGGCCAGGGACACAGGAUCAGUCUGCUCUUCGCCAUGAUCGCCCUCCUCAUCCUCGCCGUCGCGGCUGUCGCAGACUCCCAGUUCUUCCCUCCUCCUUUCUCGGCCCCCGCUCCCUUCGCACCAAGCUUCGCAUCUCCUAGAUUUGCCGCACCCCCUCCCCCACAACCCGCUUUUAACUCGUUUGCCCAACCCGCCCCCGCCUUCAGCUCUUUCCCAGCCGCUGCCCCAUCCUUCGCUCAACCUAAGAUCAGCAUCGUUCAGAGGAACUACCAGCAGGAUGACCGCGGACAGUUCACAAACUCGUACACUCAGACUGACGGUGCCAACUUCCAGGAGACCGGGGAGCUCCGCCCAACCAACGACCAUUUGGACAACGUCAUCGUCAAGAAGGGUUCCUUCAGAUACACCUCCCCGGAGGGUAUCCCUGUGGAGAUCUCUUACGUAGCUGACGAGAAUGGGUUCCGCCCCGUUGGCUCUGUCAUCCCCGUCUCUGUCCAUAGCGUUGCCCCGUCCUUCAAGUAG
This is a messenger RNA of Macrosteles quadrilineatus (aster leafhopper), 645 nucleotides long. RefSeq names its product endocuticle structural glycoprotein SgAbd-1-like. The coding region runs from base 1 to 645 and encodes 214 amino acids. The record is from RefSeq and is a predicted model, not a curated record. The transcript is spliced from 3 exons. Gene Ontology annotation, molecular function: structural constituent of chitin-based larval cuticle. Lineage: Eukaryota; Metazoa; Arthropoda; Insecta; Hemiptera; Cicadellidae. Gene Ontology annotation, cellular component: chitin-based extracellular matrix.